AUGGCUUCCCUACCUCCCGGAGAGUGCUGCAUCAGAGGGAUCAAGCACGAAGGAACCCCCAAAGGAAGCAUUGAGAAGAUUGCAAAAAUACCUACGUAUUUCGCGCGGCCCGCCAAACCAAACGGCAGCGCUAUUUUCAUAUUCGGCGACGUCUUCGGGCCCAUCUACCAGAAUGUGCAACUUAUCGCCGACGAUUUUGCCGCUCAAGGCUACCUGACCGUCGUUCCUGAUCUAUUGCAUGGCGAUCCCGUGAAUGUGGAUUUGUUUUUGGGCGGCAAGUUUGAUCUUGGCGAAUGGCUUGGUCGUCAUGAUCCGACUACUGUUGAUCCGAUUGCCGAUGCGGUUAUCGAUCAUCUGAAGAAUUCUUUGAAGGUUAAGAGUAUUGCUGGUGUGGGAUACUGUUUUGGUGCUAAGUAUGUAGUCCGCCACCUGAAAGAGAAUCAGCUGGAUGUUGCAUAUAUCGCGCAUCCAUCAUUCGUGACUUCCGAAGAACUAUCUGCUAUCACCAAGCCUCUGUCAAUCGCCGCAUCUGAAAUCGACGCCAUUUUCACAAAAGAGAAGCGUUUCGAGUCGGAGAAGAUCCUGGCUGAUCUCAAACUUCCUUACCAGAUCAAUCUUUAUGGCGGAGUUGAGCAUGGCUUUGCACUCCGGGGAGAUUUGUCGAUCAAGGAGGUGAAAUUUGCUACUGAUCGAGCUUUUGAGCAAGCUGUGACGUGGUUCAAUUAUUGGGUCUGA
This is a messenger RNA of Lachnellula hyalina, 735 nucleotides long. RefSeq names its product Hydrolase. NCBI's taxonomy places the organism in Eukaryota, Fungi, Ascomycota, Leotiomycetes, Helotiales, Lachnaceae. The record is from RefSeq and is a predicted model, not a curated record. The transcript has 4 exons. Gene Ontology annotation, molecular function: hydrolase activity. The coding region runs from base 1 to 735 and encodes 244 amino acids.